AUGUCUAACGUGUUUUUCGACGUCGAAGUUGACGGCCAACCAUUGGGUCGUAUCGUUUUCAAGUUGUACAACGAUGUUGUGCCAAAGACUGCAGAAAACUUCAGAGCUCUAUGUACCGGUGAAAAGGGCUUUGGUUACAACGGCUGCCCAUUCCACAGAGUGAUUCCAGACUUCAUGCUGCAGGGUGGUGACUUCACCCACGGCACUGGUGUCGGUGGCAAGUCGAUCUACGGCGGCAAGUUCCCAGAUGAGAACUUUGUCAAGAAGCACGACAGACCAGGUUUGCUUUCGAUGGCCAACGCUGGUCCAAACACCAACGGCUCCCAAUUCUUUGUCACAACCGUGCCAUGCCCAUGGUUGGACGGCAAGCACGUCGUUUUCGGUGAAGUCACCGAAGGCCAAGACGUGGUCAAGAAGAUCGAGUCUCUCGGUUCCCCACACGGUACCACCAGAAGCCGCAUUGUGAUCGCCAAGUCCGGUGAAUUGUAA
Lachancea dasiensis is the source of this 489-nucleotide messenger RNA. The record is from the annotation of a GenBank genome assembly. NCBI's taxonomy places the organism in Eukaryota, Fungi, Ascomycota, Saccharomycetes, Saccharomycetales, Saccharomycetaceae.